Molecule: messenger RNA, 1977 nt
Organism: Cynara cardunculus var. scolymus (artichoke)
Lineage: Eukaryota; Viridiplantae; Streptophyta; Magnoliopsida; Asterales; Asteraceae
Product: ethylene-responsive transcription factor ERF118-like
Exons: 2
Coding region: 659-1720 (353 amino acids)
Biological process (GO): regulation of DNA-templated transcription
Molecular function (GO): DNA binding; DNA-binding transcription factor activity
Source: RefSeq, a predicted model, not a curated record
UCGUUUCAAUUUGAAGCUUUUUUUUGUCCCUUUUUUUAGGGGAAAGUAGUUGGUUGAAUUGUAAUCGUGUUUUAUGUUACUCCAUUGUUGUAAUUGACUGCAAAUCGCUUUGAUUUUAAACGUGUUUUUCCUCUGAAUUUCGAAUACGUCGUCGAUUCUUGAUCGGUUCUGUUUACAGGAUUGAGGGAAUUUUAUGGGGUUCCGAAAAAUUUGAACUUUAUUGUUUAUCUGAUCUGAAUUUUACUGUGUUUGUAGUUGAAAAAGGGUUUUAGAUAGGUGAGUUGUUUUAGGCGAGAAAAAAGCGAAGAAGAGCUGAUUUUAUGUCGGCAAGUUCAUUGGCUGAGAUUGGGGCUCCGUUGAAGCUCUGGAUUACUUUUGCUUUGUUAAUCUGGUGCUAUUCUCCUCUCUGCUGUUUCAGUCAGCAGAGGUUUCACUUACGUUUGCCAACAGUUUCGAUGCGUUUGAGGCCAAAACGGACUUGUUCUGGAGUGGAGUGUUUUGGUGCUUUUCACAUACAGGGGUUUUCCAGUCUUUUCUUGUUCUUGAGACGGCCUGUUUACAUUAUCACAGGCCAAUCUUUUCAUUAGGGUUUCGAUAGAUAUUUUUUUGGUUUUCUUUUUCUUUCUUUUUUUAGUUUUUUUGGUGGGGGUUUGAGAAAAUGCCAGACGGCCGGAAGCAAUUACCGGUGAAUAGGGAGAAUCUUUGCAACAAGAAACCCAAGAGGAGGGGGAAGGUAAUCGAACAAAUCGAUCCGAUGAGAACCAUUCGGAUCAUAUGUCAUGAUCCGGAUUUGACUGAUUCGUCUGAUGAUGAUGAUGAGCCCACAGGGAAACCGUAUGGGCGUAAGGCGAUUGUUCGGGAAAUCAAGAUUCCCGUGGUGGGUGCUGAUUGUGUUGCCGAAGAAAAGACUCUUGGGACUGAGGAUUCUUGUCAAGAUAGCAACCAUGGGGAGAAGAAUUUAGUGAAAAGGAAAAGGGUUUUGACUAAAUCCCCAAGUCAACCCCAAUUGUCGUCUGGUUUGAAAUACAGAGGUGUCCGGCAACGGAAGUGGGGCAAAUGGGCGGCGGAGAUUCGUGAUCCGUUCAAAGGGAGGCGGGUUUGGCUAGGAACUUACAAUACUGCAGAGGAAGCUUCUAGAGCUUAUGAAAUCAAGAAGCUUGAGUUUGAAACAAUGGCUGGAGCUUUAAAGAGUUGUUCUAACAAUCUCAAGAUCCAAAACAACAACAAAGACAACAAUUCUUCUUCAUUGGUUAUCGUUUCUGAUCAUGAAAAACAAGCCGUUUCUGAAGAAUCUGUGGGUGUAAUCGCACACACAUCGCCAUCUUCGGUUCUCGAAAUGGAAUCAUCCUCCAUAACCAAAAUCUUCAUCAGCGAUGACAAAAAGAUGGAUGCUUGUGCUUCUGUCAUUGACGAAGAUUCGAUUGAUCUGUUGCCUAAUGUGGGGUUUGGUGAACUAGACGAUGAAGCUUUGACAUUGGCUGAAAUCGGCAACGAUUUGGACCUGGGGUUGGAUGUGGGUGCACCGUUUCUUGAUGACUUUGUUGCACCGUUGGAAGGGUUUGGCAAUCUUGAUGAUUUUCAGCUCUGCGGAUUUGACGAUAAAGACGCGGGCGAGUUGCCAGAUUGGGAUUUUGGAGAGCUGAACAAUGAAGAACUUGCCUGGAUCAACACAUUGAAGAUGGAUGAACCAGCAGAGCUGUGCAGCUUAAGUAGUAAUUAGUAGAAUCAGAAAGUUUUUGGUAACAUGAAAAUGGUUGGUUUUUAUAAAAAGAUGAUAUAUUUAUUUGUUUGUUGAGAGAGAGAGAGAGAGAGAGGGAUUUGGAUUCAAAUGUUGAGUUAGAGAAUAAGAUGAGGGGAGUCUUUUGGGUUUUGUUGAGGCUUAAUUAGGUUUUGAUUAGUGAUGUAGUUGUCUUAAUAGAUAAGGUGCAAGUUAUGGAUGGUAGGUCUUUCUUAAUACAAUGGAAUCCCAACCAUCUU